Psilocybe cubensis is the source of this 528-nucleotide messenger RNA. RefSeq lists its product as uncharacterized. The coding region runs from base 1 to 528 and encodes 175 amino acids. The transcript has 5 exons. The record is from RefSeq and is a predicted model, not a curated record. Gene Ontology annotation, biological process: regulation of DNA-templated transcription. Gene Ontology annotation, molecular function: DNA-binding transcription factor activity, RNA polymerase II-specific; zinc ion binding. Lineage: Eukaryota; Fungi; Basidiomycota; Agaricomycetes; Agaricales; Agrocybaceae.
AUGUCAGGCUUGCCGUUCAUGUCGGAAACGAAAAAAUGUGAUGCUGCUCGUCCUCAUUGCGGUACCUGUGUCAAGCAAUGGCAAGCGCUUGUGAGCGUCCCAGCACCAGUCGGCUAUGCGCAUCCAACCGAGCCUCAAUGCUCGUAUGAUCCAGUAGAGGGUUUGCGACUGGCGCCUGACACAGAUCCAGUCGAAAAAAUUAAAGAAUUAGAGGACCAGAUUGCGGAACUAAAGAGCAAACUUUACGACAAACAAAACGCCUCUGCCUCACCUAGUAGCACUAGAUUGACACCUCCCGUUCCUGCAGGAGAUCCAAACGGCUUUACAGAAUCCGAUGGAGGGGGAAUCGCUUUACCACAAGCGCCGCUUAAUAUAAUCGAUCUCAUCGCCCCCGAUAGUCCUCAGACGAGGUUUCGCAGCUCUAGUGGUAGCCCACAACUACAAAAACCGGGUACAGAUCCCUUCAUGGAUUUAUUGUUCUCCGGAUGGAAUCCCGACCUCCCAGAUCCUACCACAUUAAACCAUUAG